Messenger RNA from Triticum aestivum (bread wheat), 1288 nucleotides. Its product is annotated as dephospho-CoA kinase. Gene Ontology annotation, biological process: coenzyme A biosynthetic process. The coding region runs from base 306 to 998 and encodes 230 amino acids. Gene Ontology annotation, molecular function: ATP binding; dephospho-CoA kinase activity. The record is from RefSeq and is a predicted model, not a curated record. The transcript is spliced from 4 exons. NCBI's taxonomy places the organism in Eukaryota, Viridiplantae, Streptophyta, Magnoliopsida, Poales, Poaceae.
CAACAGCGCCGCCUUUCCCCCCUGCUUGGUGGUAAUUGUACUCUCAUGAUUAUUCGCACGCAGCUACGCGACGGCGGCUGGCUGGCGGAGAAACAAAUUUGCGACGGCACGCUUGAGGAAGAGAGUUGCAACGUAGCGGCGGCGCGGAGGAGGCUUGCUGCGUGCGGCCUACCGGGACGCAUCGGCCUCGAGAUCGCAAGGUAUCUCGCGCACUUGAUCACCCGGGAGCACUCGAGAAGAACACAGCGCCCGACGAAUUUCCCCUUUCGAUUCGGCCCCCUCUUUUACCUAAACUGCUGAAUUCGAUGAGGCUGGUCGGCUUGACGGGUGGAAUUGCUUCGGGGAAGAGCACCGUCUCUGGCCUCUUCAAAUCCGCCGGCGUCCCUGUGGUCGAUGCCGACAUUGUGGCUCGGAAUGUAGUGCAGAAAGGUACUGGAGGUUGGAAGAAGAUUGUAAAAACUUUCGGAAAUGACAUAUUAUUGGAAAAUGGAGAAAUUGACAGGGCUCUCUUAGGUCAGAUUGUUUUCUCUGACCCGGCAAAAAGGAAACUUCUAAACCGUCUUCUGGCCCCACAUAUUUCAUGUGGUAUAUUUUGGGAGAUUCUAAAACUGUGGGUGAAGGGAUGCACGGUUAUCUCUGUCGACAUCCCGCUGUUGUUUGAGACAAAGAUGGACCGAUGGACGAACCCAGUGGUUGUUGUAUGGGUGGAUCCCAAAACACAGAUUGAGAGGCUCAUGUUAAGAAAUGGGUGCAGCGAGGAACAAGCUCAGAACAGGAUCAGCGCGCAGCUUGCACUUGACUGGAAGAAGUCCGAAGCAGAUAUAGUGAUCAACAAUUCUGGCUCACUGGAGGACACGAAAGAACAGUUCCGAGAAGUGUUGGAGCAAGUCUCUGCUCCCUUGACAUGGAAGGAGCGCAUGAGAUCCAGGGAUGGCUUUCUGUCUAUCGUCAUGUGCACGGCAGCGGGGGUUUUACUUGCUCAGAAGAAUCUGUUAUGAUCUUUGCAUCGUUAGGAAGUUAGGACUGAACUAGGUUGAUUUUUUGAAAAAUUGGGAGUGUCGUUGCAGAGCACUAGACCAUCAAGAUUAUGGUUGUGUCAUAUCAUGUUUUGGAGUCACCGCAAGUGCUGAAUUUUGAGUGAAUUUUGUUUUUUGUAACCGCAAGUGCUGAAUUUUGAGUGAAUUUUGUUUUUUGUAACCGCAAUUGCUUGUCGCUACAGAGCACUGCUUGCUUGUGUUGUCUCUGUUGUGAACCUUGAUUCACUACGGAAUAAUGGUAUGGCUUUUGA